Saccostrea cuccullata (small rock oyster) is the source of this 2025-nucleotide messenger RNA. RefSeq lists its product as uncharacterized. The record is from RefSeq and is a predicted model, not a curated record. The transcript has a single exon. Bases 22 to 1377 code for a protein of 451 amino acids. Lineage: Eukaryota; Metazoa; Mollusca; Bivalvia; Ostreida; Ostreidae.
GGGAUAAUUCUUUAUACGAUCAUGGCGGCAGAAGAACUGUUUGCGAAUACAUGGCGUUUUCCAGACGAUUUAUUUCCUACCCAUGAAGUUUCUUUAAGAUAUCAAAUUCAGGAGAAGAUUUCCAUUCCAAUAGACUUCACUCGGUAUCUUUGGGAAAAAGCUUGCUUCGUCGCAGAUGAUGUUUUAAGAAUAAUUCUUACAGAACUUCAAAAACAGGCCGAAAAGAAUUUCGAAGGUUUGACAAUAGAUCGAAAUUUCAUACGACAAGGAAGUGCAAGGCAGGGAUUGAAAAUCGAAUCUCCUGACGAGUUUGAUGUCAUCGUUCCUUUUAAAAUUGAAGGGCUUCGUCUACAAGAAGUUCGUUUGUGGGACACGGCUGGUCAAUAUCUACCAGGACAAAUACGUCUCCGGGUCAUGAAUGAUGAGCAAAUCGAUAUGCUCCCAAAACUGCAGAGGGAAGGAGUUUUUGAAAUGGUUAAUGGCACACGUUUCCUCAACACUAAGGCUCUUCAAGAGCAGGUGUUUAAAUCUCUAAUGGAUAAAGCAUUAGAUGAACUAUCCCCGUCAAAUACAAAACGUGUAGGAGGUAGACCAUCCAACGUAUAUUAUGUUACAAGAGGAUCCAGACCACCUACAAUGGAUUUGACAGUCCAAGUUGAGUUCCAGGACACGGUUUUUGUCGACUUUGUUCCAGCGCUUGUGUUGGACAGUGAAACAAUUUCAAUUCCCGGAGCAAUUAUUUCAUCCUCUCAUGACAAAGCAAUUAACUUUCCAAGAUUCGGGCUCAUGAAAUGGAUAAAUAAAGAGAACGCCGAUAUCUGUGAAAAAGACAAAGAAUUAAGAUGGCGAAAUUGCUCAUCUGCCUAUGAAAAAUUCAUGUUUGAUCUCUGUUUUAUGAACAGAGAGCGGCGUUAUAUCAUGGCGUCAUGCCGCAUAAUGAAAGCCUUGGUAAAAAGGCUAAAGGAGCGACAAAACCAAGCCGCCGUUCUACUGACAUCAUAUCAUUUAAAAACGAUUGCCAUGUAUUGUAUCCUUCUGCUGACAAUUCCUACCGUCAUUGUGCCUUCUGGCUUCCAUAUUGCAGGUGUCCGUGAGGCGUUGGGCUACUUUUUGACAUUUAUAAACUUAUCAUUUGAAAAGAAGUGCUUACCAGAUUUUUUCCUUGGAAAUGAAAAUCUUGGUAAAAUUUUUCCGGAUUCACACUUCACAAAAAUUCGCGUCAAGUAUAAUUUAUUUGAAAAGGAAAACACAAGACUUGUUGAGGCGGCAAAAUACGGUUUUCCGGAAAUGCAAAAGGUGCUUUAUGGAUGUUAUGAAGACAAUAAUUUAAAUGCCAGAGUCAUCAGUUAUUUCAGAGACAGGAUUCUGACAAUAUAAACUUAAACAGAAAAAAAAUCUGUCCAAAAGUUUUGAAAAUAAACAUUGAACCCUUUAUUGCGCGAACAAGUUAACAUAAUUAUGAUACCAGUAUUCAACAUCCGUUUGAUGUGGAUUGGAAAACAAUAUGAUUUUAAUUUAUAAUGUAGCAUUACAUUUAUUGAGUGGAUUCGAAACGUGUGUUAUGUCGGACCCAAGAACCAAACAGUUUGGUUCGAGGGUCGACAAAACUCAACUUGCCUGAGAACACAGUCAAUAAAUGUUUUGUUGUACAUGUACCUUAUAUUUUAUUUAUUGUUUUUGGUAUGUAUUAAUCUUGUAUUGCAAUUAUCUUCCGUGAUGUUACCUGUGAUUAAAGUCGGUUAAUUCUUUCACUGUCGAACAUCAACGAAUGCAAAUGGGAAUUAGCUGAUCCCGCCUAUUGUAUUUGUGUGACGUUAGCGAUCAAACAUCUCAUCGACAGGUCCAACAUCUCACUCAGCAGUCAAACAUCGAUUUUUUAAUGACCGCUGGGUAAAACAUUAGAAAUGUUAAGCUUUUUGUCGUAUAGAUAUGUAUAGGAACAAAUUUUUAAAGGUAUAACACUACUAUAACUGUUAUCUUUAUUUUAUUUUGAAAUAAAUGUUGUAUGAUUUUCAUUUUUUUCUU